CGAGUCAUCGGCCGCUGGUGGCUCAAAAGCAGUCCAAAAGCCUUUAGGUUUGGCUGAUGCCAUCGCUGCUCAGGAGUUCUCUCCCUCUUACGCCUUGGCCGAAGGCAGGGUCAUCACCAUGGAAGAUUCUGUCAAGGUUGAACCGAGGCUAGCCACUGCGGUGCUCCAAGGUUUAGCUUUGCCGAAGGAUAUGGACAAAAUUCCCGAAGGCCUCCAGCCGAGCUUAGUUCAUGCAAGUGCUUACCUUGUCCAGGCCGGACAAGCCUUGCUCCGCUCAUCCAUAAAUGCCGAGCUCGUUCUUGCCGAGCGCACUCGCUUUCACGAGGACUUGAAGGUCGAGCAUGAGAAGGUGAGGAGCUACAAGGGAAGCCUUAAAAUGGCGAAAGCUCAGAUCGCCGAGCUGGAGAAGGAAAGAGAUGAGAUGGAGGAGAGGAUGAAGAAGGCCGAGCACGAGGUGGCCAAGGUUUUGAGAAGAGAGAAGUGGAAGAUGAAGGAGGUAGACAGUGCGGCGUAUCAUGCUGGUUUUGAUCGAGCUGGGGCCGAGUACAUGCAGGAGGCUCGGUCCAUGGUAAAUGACGCCAUCAAGAUGAGGGUCCCCAUCGCCUACCGAACGGGAUAUAAGGACGGCGUGAAGGCCGCUUGUGGAGUUAUGCAGCUGGAAGCUGAUAUGAAUUUGACGAAGUCAAUUCCAGCUCCUGUUACACCCGAGCUCGUCCUUCCGUAUACCGAAGAAGAGUGCGCACCCCUCCCACCUGAGGAAUUUCCCGAGAGCGAAGAUGAUGUUGAAGACCUAACCGACGCCGACGUCGCUGCAGAAGACUUGACAGGCUUGGAGAAAGAUGGUGAUGGUGGCAAGAAAGCUGUCGUUCAUGCCGAGCAGGAGCCUGUGAACGUUGAUAAGGAUGCUUAG
Messenger RNA from Rhododendron vialii, 910 nucleotides. RefSeq lists its product as uncharacterized. The transcript is spliced from 2 exons. Lineage: Eukaryota; Viridiplantae; Streptophyta; Magnoliopsida; Ericales; Ericaceae. The record is from RefSeq and is a predicted model, not a curated record. Bases 119 to 910 code for a protein of 263 amino acids.